AUGACUUACGCGCCGACAAAUCCACUUGAUGUUCCACCAUACCAACUCCAAUCGCUGAUUUCGAACGUCUUGGACGGUAGCGGACGUGAGUCCUCUACAUAUCAUAAUGAUGUAAGGGUUAAAACUAAUCCCGUCCUCGAGCGGUUAGGACUCCCCGGUCUACCUGUGCAAAUACGCUGUGCUCAAGCCCUAGGAUCGGAGAUAUACGUGGGGUGUUCUAAUGGAGAGCUAAUGCGCUUCGCACUGCAAGCGAAUAACCCAACAACGCCAGAGUCAUAUACCCUCCUUUCACGACAAAGUGUCACGAAUGAUCGACCUAUACAGGAGAUUGUACUUCUUCCGAGUCUUUCUCGAGCUCUGGUACUCGGUGACCACCAGGUUUUCAUCUACACAUUGCCAUCUUUGGAUAUGAUUCCAUCCACUGUGAUUAAGCCAAUACGGAAUGUGGUGACCAUUGCUGUAGAUGAGCAGCAUCUGCGUCGACCGGCCCUCAACGACCCCUCACAGCCCGUAGAACCUGUGGAAUUCUGCGUGAUUAAACGCAAUGCGAUCGCGUUGUAUAGCCUUCGCGAAAAACUUUUCUUCCAGAAGAGCGAUGACGACGCUUCUGAAUUGGCCGGACGCUUCGAGAUAUCCGAUGCUGAUCACACGUACUUCAUCUUGCAGGAAAUUCCACUCCCGACCGGGGGAAGCCUUGCGAGGCGCACGGGUCGUUAUCUAUGUGUGGCCGACAAAGACAACUACAAUACGAUUAACUUGGAGGCCGCGUCCUUCAUCCCACUGAUGCCAGUCUCUCAAGCACCGGAUGGCCCCGCAGUGAAGCCUUCUAUCACGGUCAUCAGUGAAUAUGAGUUCCUUAUCUUGUCGUGGACUGGCGCCAGCACGUUGGGCGUUUUCAUCACAGGCGAAGGUGAGCCUGUGCGCGGCACGCUUGAGUGGUCCAGCCACCCUCAGUCCCAGCCUGUCCUCCUGGGUAAUUUGCAAACUCACAUGGACGACGUCGGCGGCGUCGCUGUUACAGGUCUGGACUACCCGUAUAUCACCGCGCUGCUCCCGAACGGAACGGUAGACAUCCACAAUAUCGAGACGCAGGCGAUCAUGCAAGUGCUCUCUGCGCCGGCCAAUUCUCCGAUGGUGGGCGUGUCUACAGUUGAGGACCGGAAGGGGUUGGUGGCGUGUGCGAGUGGAUUCCUUAUGCCGUCAAGCCAACGCUCAGACAAGCUGCGCCGGACGGCUGUACGUCUGGUUAGGCGAGGAGGCGAGCGGGCGGGAGGGGACACGGGGGAGGGCGAUGUGGCUGUGGCUGUAAUCUAA
Messenger RNA from Fibroporia radiculosa, 1314 nucleotides. RefSeq lists its product as uncharacterized. Lineage: Eukaryota; Fungi; Basidiomycota; Agaricomycetes; Polyporales; Fibroporiaceae. The transcript has 6 exons. Gene Ontology annotation, molecular function: protein binding. Gene Ontology annotation, biological process: endosomal vesicle fusion; autophagy; vesicle-mediated transport. The coding region runs from base 1 to 1314 and encodes 437 amino acids. Gene Ontology annotation, cellular component: cytoplasm; fungal-type vacuole membrane. The record is from RefSeq and is a predicted model, not a curated record.